AUGUCUGGGAUCGUUUUCAGUUCUACCUUCCCUCUACCGCAUUCCACUGCAACAUCAAGGCCAAUUGUUAAAAUGUCUGCAAGUCAAGCAAUAAAUCCCAGUUCCAGAACAUUGUUCAAGUCAAUGGUGAUAAAGCCUCCUUCACAUCCAACCUAUGAUAUGGCAGGCAUAAUUAAGCUAGCCCUUGCUGAAGAUGCUGCGAACAUAGGAGAUGUGACUUGUAAGUCAACCAUUCCUGUGGAUAUGGAAGUGGAAGCUCAUUUCUUGGCUAAGGAGGAUGGUAUUGUUGCUGGAAUUGCUCUUGCUGAAUUGAUAUUUGAUGAAGUUGACCCCUCUCUAAAGGUGGAAUGGUCUCGAAGUGAUGGAGACUGUGUUCAUAAAGGACUGCAGUUCGGAAAAGUGUCUGGGCGAGCCCACAACAUUGUAGUAGCUGAAAGAGUGGUGCUUAACUUUAUGCAGCGAAUGAGUGGAAUAGCUACCCUGACCAAGGCAAUGGCCGAUGCCGCACAUCCUGCUACGAUUUUGGAGACUCGAAAAACAGCUCCAGGGCUACGUUUGAUUGAUAAAUGGGCGGUACUAAUUGGUGGAGGAAGAAACCACAGGAUGGGGCUUUUUGAUAUGGUGAUGAUCAAAGAUAACCACAUAUCAAUAGCCGGUGGAAUCAUCAAUGCAAUUAGAUCUGUGGAUAGCUACUUGGAGGAAAGCAACCUUCAAAUGGAGGUUGAGGUUGAAACCAGGACACUUGACGAAGUGAAGGAGGUAUUGGAUUACACAUCUCAUACGAAGUCCGCCUUGUCUCGGAUAAUGCUGGAUAACAUGGUUGUACCGCUGCCAGAUGGUGAUAUUGACGUGUCUAUGCUCAAGGAUGCUGUACAAUUGAUCAAUGGCAGAUUUGACACCGAGGCAUCAGGAAAUGUUACACUUGAGACAGUGCACAAAAUUGGACAGACUGGUGUAACCUUCAUUUCCAGUGGCGCGCUGACGCAUUCGGUGAGAGCGCUGGACAUUUCGUUGAAGAUUGACACAGAGUUGGCGCUCAAAGUUGGAAGACGGACGAAAAGGGCUUGAUGCUAUUAGGGAUGACGAAUCGAUGAUUCAGUCUCAGAGUCAUUUACAUUUCUAUAUGAGUGGGAGGAAGGCGGAAUUGGAGAAGCUAAAGGCAAAAUCUGAUAUGCUUGCUCGACUAAUAAAUAUAGUAGUAUCCCACUCUUUGGAUUACUAUUACGAGAGAUCGAAUUGACGUGACAAUUCUAAAGGAAUUCUCAAUGUUAUGGCUUAAGACGCCAAUCAAACUCAUUUUGCAAGAGGGAUUAAUUUUUGUUACUAGCUUAUGUCAAUAAAUAAUAUUUAUCGUGCCAU
This is a messenger RNA of Linum tenue, 1359 nucleotides long. Lineage: Eukaryota; Viridiplantae; Streptophyta; Magnoliopsida; Malpighiales; Linaceae. The record is from the annotation of a GenBank genome assembly.